Molecule: messenger RNA, 2448 nt
Organism: Amborella trichopoda
Lineage: Eukaryota; Viridiplantae; Streptophyta; Magnoliopsida; Amborellales; Amborellaceae
Product: subtilisin-like protease SBT4.14
Biological process (GO): proteolysis
Molecular function (GO): serine-type endopeptidase activity
Source: RefSeq, a predicted model, not a curated record
UUGGGUUGAGUUCAUGAUAAUGGCGGGACUCAGCUCUCCAAAUAUGGACAAAUCUCUUCUCAAUCUGCUUCUCAUUUUGUCCAUGGCUUUGGGAUUCUUGGCAGCAAAUGCACAGGACAAGAAGAAUUACAUAGUAUACAUGGGGGACCUUCCGGAUUCUAAUUUUAACACCAUGUCUGCAUCGAUGAUGCAACACAAUGCCUUAGCCGAUGUCACAGGAAGCCUUGCAGUCGCUGAGCAAUCGAUGGUGCGCAGCUAUAGCAACAGUUUCAAUGCUUUUGUAGCGAAGCUUACACCUGAUGAGGCCAAGAAACUCUCAUCAAAGGAGGGAGUCCUCUCUGUUUUUCCAAGUGGAUAUCGUCAGCUUCACACGACGAGGUCGUGGGAUUUUAUUGGCUUCUCUCAAAGUGCAAACAGAAACCUUAAAUCUGAGAGCCAAAUUAUAGUUGGUGUUUUAGACACAGGUAUUACCCCGGAUUCCGAGAGCUUCAGUGACAAAGGAUUCAGUCCCCCACCUACAAAGUGGAAAGGAUCAUGUGGCCCUUUUGCCAACUUUAGUUGCAAUAACAAGCUGAUUGGUGCAAAGUACUUUCGAGCUCAGGGUGAAGCACUCGACCCCUCAGAGAUCGAAUCACCGAUAGACGUGGUUGGCCAUGGCACGCACACUGCUUCAACUGUGGCGGGCAACUCUGUGGAGGGUGCUAACCUCUAUGGCCUUGCUGAGGGAACCGCCCGGGGUGGCGUGCCCUCUGCAAGGAUCGCAGCUUACAAAAUAUGCUGGAACAACGCCGGUUGCUCUGAUAUGGACAUACUUGCGGGAUUUGAUGCAGCUAUUGGUGAUGGUGUCGACAUCAUAUCUCUCUCAGUUGGUGGUCCUUCCACCAGCUAUCUGACUGAUGUCAUAGCAAUAGGCUCUUUCCAUGCCAUGAAGAAGGGUAUACUCACAGCUUGCUCCGCUGGUAAUGACGGGCCUAUGCCUGAGACAGUGGAGAACUAUGCCCCAUGGAUCUUCACUAUCGCAGCAUCAAGCAUUGAUAGACAGUUCAGAAGCAAACUGAUGCUUGGUGAUGGUCAGGAGUUCUCUGGUUUGGCAUUGAACACCUUUCCUUCCAUGAAGAGUUUCUAUCCUCUAAUCACUGGUUCAUCGGCUACCGACCCGUCUGCAUCAGACAAUAUCCAAUUUUCAAAAAAUUGUAUUUUGGGCUCCCUGCUACCUAAGAAGAUCAAGGGCAAGAUUGUGUUCUGUGAAUCUUCAAGUGAUGCCACAAUUAAGGCAUUAGCGGGCGUUGGCACUAUCGUGAGCGCCGAUGAUUCUCUCGACGUGGCGCUCAUGUUUGCAGAUCCCGGAACCACUGUCAAUCAUAGCCACAGUGAUUUGAUCCUGAAGUAUAUCAAUUCCACCAAGGCUCCCAAGGCACAGCUAUUGAAAUCAGACACUUUGAGAAUGGAUGAUGCGCCUUUUAUAGCAUCUUUCUCAUCUCGUGGGCCUAAGCCUGUGUCACCAAGAAUCCUCAAGCCUGACAUUGCAGCCCCUGGACUUGACAUACUAGCAGCAUACUCCCCACUUGCCCCAGUCGAUAGAGAUUCUCCUGAUGGUCGUGUGGCAAAGUUCAUUAUAUUUUCAGGAACAUCCAUGGCCUGCCCUCACGCCGCCGGUGCUGCAGCUUAUGUUAAGUCAUUUCGCCCGACUUGGUCUCCUGCUGCCAUCAAGUCUGCAAUCAUGACCACAGCCACACCAAUGAACGCUAGCAAGAGCCAUGACGCCGAGUUUGCCUAUGGUGCCGGCCAAAUCAACCCAACAAAAGCCUUGAACCCAGGGCUCAUAUAUGAUCUUGACAAAAUGGCUUACCUCCAAUUCCUGUGUCAAGAGGGCUAUGAUGGAUCAAUGCUAUCCAUCAUUGCAGGCGACAACGGCGAGAAGCUCCCACCUUGUUCCAAGAUGCACAAACCAAAGGGAGGCGACGGCCUGAACUAUCCAUCAAUGCAACUAACUCUAAACAACACGAAUCCCUUUUCAACUGUUUUCCGUCGAAGGGUAACCAAUGUUGAUAGCAAGGGAUCUGUCUACACUGCUAGUGUACAUGCACCAGCUGGUUUAGCUAUAGUGGUGAAACCAAACAAACUUGUCUUCACUAAAUCACUUGAAAAGAAGUCCUUCAAGGUCGUGGUAAGGGGAAAUUUACCAGUGAAUAUAACCAUGCUCUCUGCUUCACUUGUUUGGAGUGACACUGUACAUAGUGUAAGGAGCCCAAUUGUUGUUCAUCUGGCUUAGGCAUGUAUAUAUAUGUCUUAUGUUUAUUUUUUAUUCAAUUCCAAUGGUUUUCAGUGAGACAGGUCAUGGGUUUGAGCUUCUCUCUACCAAAUCAAGGUGAUUUGUUCCCCAAGAAAAAGAAAAAUAAUAAUUCAAUGUUCCUUUCUACCUAUUGAGCAGAGGAAAUCUUUUAUCUU